This is a messenger RNA of Leucoraja erinaceus (little skate), 6350 nucleotides long. RefSeq names its product C2 domain-containing protein 2. NCBI's taxonomy places the organism in Eukaryota, Metazoa, Chordata, Chondrichthyes, Rajiformes, Rajidae. The transcript has 14 exons. The coding region runs from base 707 to 2827 and encodes 706 amino acids. The record is from RefSeq and is a predicted model, not a curated record.
AUUCUCCUGCCUUCUCCCCAUAACCUCUGACACUCACGGUACUAAUCAAUGAGUGAAUCAGGGUGGGAACCGUCUCUGCGGAAGCAGCAAGGUGUGGAAUUCGGUUGGAAGUGGCGAAAAUGUCGGAGGAAUGUGUGCUGCAUGCGACGGCGGAUGGGGUGAAAGGUUCACACAUAAUGUGAGAUAUGCUGGGCCCCACCUGGUCUCCAGACGGUGCCUCUUUAAGAAGGUUGUGGGAGGCGGGAUUGAGCUAUUUCCCGGCGCUGCGGCUCAGUCGGUGCCCGGAGUGGGAGCGGUGGCGGCUUUGCUUUCUGACCCAGUGGCUGGGCGUAGUGCAGUGUUAGAGUGGGUGGUGGGAAGGAGGAGGAGGCGGCGGCGAUGGUCGCCCAGUGAGGCCGGGGAUUGAGUCGGACUUGGGCCUUUGCUCAUCUCUGGGGCCAUGGAGAACCCGAGGAGACACAGCAUUAAACAGGCUUAAAAGAGCAACAUUUCUCAAUGAAUUAACAGUCUUCCAUGCUUCCUGCUGAUUUCCAUAAGUUUGGAAAUGUGCUCUAUUUUUAAAUAUAUUAGGAAAUAUCAUAUAGGAAACUAUUUGCAAUUAAUGGAUUUUUAAUAUAUGCAGUGAUUAUUUAGAAUAUAUAUGUGUACAGCCCACUGUGUUUCCUGCUCUCUAUCUGGGACCGGCUUGGCGAGUUGAACUGUAGUCAUGUCUGAUUUGGGCUCUGGGAUGGAGUCUGGUCUCUUGGACGUGUUGAGGUGGUUUGGACUUGUCGCUGUGUUCCUGGCCUCAGUCCUCACCCUGGCGCUGUAUGGGUUUCGUUGUGUGACGGGGAUUUCCUGGGAGAGGAUUAGAAGUAAGUUUGGGUUGGGGGCAAGGACGUCUGCAGGUUCUCCUCCGAGUGACCCUUUCGAAGGGGCAGCCCCUCUCCUAUGCUGGCUUCUCUCCCUGGAGAGUUGGAACCGCCAGUGGCAGAAAGCUUGGCUCGGUGCACUCAACAAAGCAGCCUUGAGGAACCUGAGUUCAUUGCAGCUUACUAUUGACAAUGUCGGUCCGUAUUCAUCUCCUCUGUCUCUGAGUCGUGUGACCAGUGUUAUCAAAUCCGCACAACACUUGGUACUUGGAUGCCACGUGACUGGAGAAUAUGCCCAGUUUUCUAUCACUGUGACGCAGGAGUCGCCCGUUGCUGUGGCAAUGGAAUCCUUUAAUGUCCACAUGUCUCCACUUCACGUCGAGCUGAUGAUUGACAUUGAAGACUCUGAUGAUGUAAAAGUCACAUGGAAUCUUCAGAAUUGUCGAAGCUUAAAUUUGAAGGUGACACCAAAAGUUAAAAAGGAGGUAGCAGAGGGAGAUGCUGACCCGGAGACUAUUCACAGACUGUUACAAGAUAUGUUCACCUCUGCCCGUCCAAUGGUCUUACUGACUAUGAAGGCCGCACCUUUAAUGAAUUGUAAUAAUUUUCCAGUCUCCCAGAAUUUUCCCAAUGCAGAGUUAUCGUCGCAGAUCUUCUCGCCUCCAAAACCACCGCGAGCUCAUGAACGGAAGCUUCAGGUGAAGAUCAUCAAAGUGGAAGAACUGGCAGCUCCCAAUAUUGCCGAAAGUAUCCACCCAUAUUGCGUUGUGCAGUUGGACAACCCAGUGCAGAAGUUCUCUGGCUCAGUGAUGAGCAGCAUCUCCAUUCCCCAGUGGGACCAGCAGUUUGUAUUUGAGCUGAGUGCCAAGUCAAAGAAACUUCACAUGCAGAUUUUGGAGGAUGGAAGACCCUCGGAGAUACUUGGUGAGGUGACUGUGCCAAUAGAUCUAUUCAAGAAACAGCCAAGUGGGGUACAAAGCUUUCGCCUGGUCAACAAACAGAAUGGGAAUAGUUUGGGAUUCAUCACGGCUGAGUUCUGUUAUAUGGAACCCAACGAAAUUAAAUCUCGGCAGUCGCCCAAGCUGCUUCCAGCAAAGAAAGUCGACAAGGAUCGGACAGUCAUGCCUUGUGGCACGGUUGUUACCACGGUAACUGCUGUUAAGUCCAAGCCUCGAACAGAUGGGAAGCCUUGUGGAUUGAUUGCAGACGCCCCCAUGAAGUCCUCCACAGAUGUGAAAGAUGCGGAUGAGGAAUCCUUGGCACUGGGCAACACUGAGCAGGGAGCUCGUGUUAGUAAACUCUUGUCAUCGUCUGAUACAGAGCUCCUGCACUUGAGUGGCACAGACCCAGUGGCUGAAGCAGCGAUUCGGCAACUUACUGAGUCUGCAAAGCACAAAUUGAAGUCUCCCAUCAAGAAAAGUACCAUCGUCAUUUCAGGUGUAACGAAGACUCCCUUGGCUGCGGAUGAUGAGAUGACACUAUCGGCCAACUAUGCAGCUGCAAUGGACGCGUCUUUAGGGCAGGAACCUCAGCUCCACCCUUCCUCCAACGGCAACCCUGAGCUCUCUUCUGAAAAGACACUAACUCCGAGCCCACCUGAGGCAGAGGUUUGUCCCGAUGAAGAAACUUCAUCCUCGUCAUCAGCAAUCCGAGCUGAUGGACCAUUCAACCAAUGGAACACUGGUUUCCAGGAAGACCUGGAUUUUGAACGGAAAUCGAAUAGUUCCUUUGGCGGCUCAGAAGCGGGAACGAUGAAAAAAUCCAGAGGCGGAUUUAUGCGGAGCGGUGCAAAAUUCUUUUUCCGACGCAGACAUCAUCAGAAGGAACCCGGGAUGAGCCAGUCGCACAACGACCUGGUUUAUCUGGAGCAUCCGACGCCUCUGGAGAAGGAGAGGAAGUCGGCCAAGAAGCAAUUUAAAAGACUUUUCCCAAAAUCUAAAAGUAAAGCGAAAGUGAAUGGCUCUGCCGCAAACUGAGGUUGCUGUCUCUCCCAUUUCUCUUUCUCCGUCCCACAGCAGUGCACUGUGACGAAAGAAUGUCCAGAUUCCAAAAGCCUCAAGGUUUUAUUUGACUUGUAAUUGCAGAGGCGUUUUUUUCCCCCAUCCGGAUUAUUCCAGUCUGGAAGGAAAUAUAUUUUUUAGAAUUUUACAUCACUCUCAUCGAGGGAAACAUUGCGACACUUUUUCUUUCAGGAGGUAUUUAGGCCUCCAUAGUAUUCUGGAUUUUCUCAGUUAUGGGAACUGAGUAAUGUUGAAGUAUUUCGGGGGAAAAAACAGGGCACCUUCCUUGUUUUAUCAAGUACCCAGUCCCUAACAAUUGCUUUGGAUGCAACUUUUCUAUUCGUAUAAAUUAUUUGUGCCUGUCUGACCUGAUUGAUGCCAGGUUAGAAGAGUUUUACAGCAUGGUUCCGUGUCCAGUUUGAGAAGAUUUUCCACCGUGUUCAGUGUCCAUUCUAUUGAUUAUUGCCACUUUGAGUUUAAAACAUUUGCAAUGGAGCUGAAAGCCAAAGAACCUCAAUUAGAUUGUUCCAUCUGUUUCUCUUUUAGCUCUUCUGUCACCCUGUUCCCCCUGCCAAUUGCUCCUCCCCAUUUUACAAGGAUGCUUCAAAACUGACCAGAAGGUAGCUUGCUCUCCAGACCUCUGCAGAUUCUCUGGCCAUUAACAGAUGGGACAGGUCUGCUGCCAAUUCCCCCAGGCCUCAGCAGUUCCUAAGUCUAAUGGUCAGCUCUCACUGAGCUGAUUAUAAAGAGAACAAGUAAUAUAACUCUUUGCAGCAUCUUCACUUUUUUUUUUUUUUUUUACUUCUUGAGAAGUUAUCCCUGCCAAGAUUCAUGAUUAGAACACUAAGAUUUAUUUAAUAUUAUCUGUAUGAUGCCAACCCCAUUUUACCGUGACGUUCAUGGGUUGAAUGAGUUUAGAUUCCUUACAGCCUCACAAUAGCCAUGUUUGAGGCAGGUUCAGUCCUUUGUUAAGACAAAACAUGCAAACUUCUUGUUAAAAGCUUUCCAGAAAGGCUGACAAGAUUGAUCUGAGAAGAGAUAAUCAAAUGAGUAAAGGGAGAAAAUUGUCCCUUCUCAAACACAAGCAAAUGGAAAUUGGACGGAAAAAGAACUAGUCGAAUUUCUGAGCACGUAGAUAUCAAGCUGGAAAUGGGGAAGUAUCUGAUUUGUAUAUAUUUGAGCCAUAUUAUUCAAACAAUUGCAUUUGCAGAAAUGAUGUCGUGCUCAGAACCUAAUGCAUUACACUACAAAGCUGGAGGAUUGAAUUCAAUCCUGUCAGCCUCUGAACUGGUGAAAUUUCUAACUACAAAUCUGCUCGUGGCUUUUCCUAAGUUUUCAAUUUGGGAAGACAAAUCCAAGGGAUGCAAAUUUGAAACAAAACACCAACUGCAUAAGUAGAUUUACGAUGACACCGAAUUAUGUAAAUUAUUCCCUGCCCUGAAAUAGGACAGAUCAGAGGUCUGAAUAUACGUGACUCAGCACCCACUCAUUAUUAUUAUUAUUGUAGGGAAUGAUAUACAAAAAGGAGCUUCCUAUUUCCCAGCUGAGCAUGCUGUUGCUGCAUUGGGUCAUUUUUAAGUGCCGCUUCUUUGGGGAAUCUUCUGAAACUGCGUUAGGAUAAUUAAUAAAUCCCAUCAAUCCAACGUUUUAACAUGGUGUUCCCGUUCUGCAAGACUGCUGCCGUGGCUGUAUUUGAUGCACUGGUGUGUUCUUCCGUUCAGUAUUGUUAAGUGAGCAACAAGAAAAGACACUCUGGACCCCCGGUUGUGCAGGUGCUAUUUCCAUAAAGGUGAUCAAUUGCCUCGGAGGGCUGUCUAUGACCAUUGAUUUUGUUUGCUGGGUCAUUAUUCCAGGACGUCCCAGAGAUAGAUACAAAAAGCUGGAGUAACUCGGCAGGACAGGCAGCAUCUCUGAAGAGAAGGAAUGGGUGACGUUUUAGGUCAAGACCCUUCUUCAGUCUGAAGAAGGAUCUCGACCUAAAACGUCACCCAUUCCUUCUCUCCAGAGAUGCUGCCUGUCCUGCGGAGUUACUCCAGCUUUUUGUAUCUAUCUUUGGUUUAAACCAGCAUCUGCAGUUCCUUCCUACACAGGAUGUAUGAGUGUGCCGCCUGUUCAUAAUGUGAACGUCCCAACAUUGGUGAUCCUCCAUUAUUUGUUUUGUAAUGAUGGUGACCAGUUGACAACUGGCUUUUUAUGCACUUGUUUCAACUUUUCUACUGCCGUUCGUUUUGGGUUUUUUGGUUCCCCAUCAGGUUUUUGAAAAGAGGUUGGUGUUUGGCCCAUUCUCAGUUUCAGAAGGGUGUAGGAAUUGCAUGCUGCCUAGCUUUAUAGCUGUAUUAAUAGACCUGCCACAUCGUUCAUCCAUUGAUUUUUCCCUUUGGUUAUCUCACCACUGCUGGCAAACUUUGUUCUUGCUCACAAAUCCAAAUGUACUUAUGUAAUCAAUAGCAGGCUGUGUUGUUGAAAACAAAAUGCUUGUACUCUGCCAGAAUUUCACUUUUUAGCUUUGAGACUGUGUGCAAUUUUCUGGGGCUGAUCUCCCCAGUAUGCUCCACUUACUACACUGCCCAUUCAAUGAAACAAAUAAGCAAAAAUGACUGUUAAAUAGCCUUUUCUUCUAUUGCAUGCACUUCCACUGCAGCCAAGAGGUUUUUGGCAGGUCUUUUAUAACUGUCCAUCAAUAUUAUUUCCCCCUCUCACCCAAAAUAUCCCCUAUCCUUACUAUGUGCAUUAUCCAGGUGUUUUAGGGAAAAUAUUUGCUGUUCUUCCAUUAGUCUUCAGAUAUUCUCCCUACUCAGUGAACUUAUUUUUUAAUUGUGAAAUGUCAAUGUUAUAAUGUAAUUAGCGUGGGAUCUAAACCUGAUAUUUGUGUGUGACCUGCUGUUAUGUGUGAGGUUUGACAAUUCAGGAUUUUAGUCUUCAGUGCUGAUAUCUUUAAGUUUAGGGACAUGGUAUCAAAGUACUGUGUACACUACCCAUUGUUAAUCUUUCAGACCAUACUCUUGUCCAGUACAGAUUUCCCACCUUGUGUUGAUGAAGGCGGGAAGAGGCUAUUCAGUACAUGGUCUUACUAUCUCUGUGCAUGUCAAGCCCAGUGUUUACCAGUGUGUUAAAAUGAUGACCAAAGAGUGGGGGGGUAAGGACUGUGUAGCCCUGUUACGACACAGGUCAUACCUACUGAGAAUCAGUAUCGCCAUUCAUAAUUGCACUGAUUCAGCGUAAGCUUUUAUUAUUGUGAAUCGUAACUGGAAUCUUCCUCUGGUGCUCCCUCAGUACCAAGAACUAGUAAAGGAAGAACAAAGAUAAGUGUGAUGUUUAUUGAACUGAGCAAGGGAUCAGAAGUGAAAAUGGAUUGCACACUAAGUUAUUGAUGAUUAAAGGAAAUGCUGCAUGUUAUUGGUCUCGCUUAAAAGGAGAAACACUGAAGUUACCCAGUUGCCUUCUAAAACUACAGUGUCUUAAUUCUUAUAACUAAUGCAAUAAAUAUUGAGAAUCAUUA